This is a messenger RNA of Dimorphilus gyrociliatus, 2344 nucleotides long. NCBI's taxonomy places the organism in Eukaryota, Metazoa, Annelida, Polychaeta, Dinophilidae. The record is from the annotation of a GenBank genome assembly.
AUCAGAAUUUUGGCGCGAAACUGUUCCCAGUCGCCUUGAUGUGAUAAUUUUUGUUGUUAAAUAUUUUGUGCACUGUAGCUGUUCAAGUUAAAUUGACUAAAAAUUAGCAACAAACAUUAUAGGAAGAACUCUUGAAAAGCGACUGGAACAAAUUUUAACCUUUAACUUUUAAAUAACAUUUGUGACCAGUACUCAACAAUCUACCACAGAAAAUCUUUUUACAAAUAAUAUUACUAUCAUGCCUCGUCAUUGGGAUUCGAUUUAUAAAGGAUGGAAUGAACAACCUUUUCAAAGGUUAAUGUUAUCCACAAACAGACUUAGGAAUGAAAUUACCCAGUAUUGUUGUAAAAAUAUUCCAGCAGUGGAAAUGGAGGCGGUUGAACAUGUAAUAAGGGAUUAUAAUGAAAAUAAAAACUAUCUUAAUAGUGUACCAAUAAGUAUAAAAUGUUCAAUUGAUAGGUCGUGUACACGAUUUGAGGGUGAAAGUGAUUUCUAUGUUCGUAUAAAGGAAAAUUUGCAGAAGAAUGAUUAUCACUCCUUAGUUAUUCCCAUAAAAAAUAAGAAAACGUCUCCAAUGAAAUGUAUGUGCGUCAUUAAGCUAACGUCUGUUGAAUGCAGAGAGGAUGAACAGUAUGCAGUUUUCCGCUACAAACUAGGGUUUCAAACUUUAUCGUGGAGCGUUGAAGAACUUUGGAGUAUAUCUAAUGAAUUUUCAGCAACACUCUUUUGUCAUACCGAUACAACUAGUAAGAGAAGGAUUAAUGCCAUUAAAUCUUUAAAACUUUCUGAUGAAUCAGUAAACAAAAUUAUUCUUCGUCUGCAAAGUAUGGCUCAUGAUAGGGCUACAUCGAAAUCUAUCAGUAGAAGUCACGGUAAUCUUUGUAAGCCAAAUGAUAAGCAACAAGAAGCAAUUGCUCAUGCUUUGGAUGAAAGUCAAAAAUUUUCUGUAAUUCAAGGACCACCUGGCACUGGAAAAACAGAAACGGCCGCUCACAUAAUUUAUCAUUUAUACCAAAUGAAUAGGAAAAGUAUCAACCAACAGAAACCAAAGAUUCUUUAUUGCGCUCCAUCUAAUAAAGCAACAGACAAGAUCAUUGACUACCUCCAAAGACUACCCCAUAGCAUUCGUCCGAAGAUUAUCCGAGUAUUGAGUUCAUUUUUGGAAAAAGUAACCUAUCCGAUUCCGCAGGAAGGCGAUCCAUUUUUCAUCAGAAAACCUUUCAUAAGCGAUGAAACUUUGGAUAAAGUUACAAGAUUGUCUAAUUAUUCUCAUAUUCUCUUGCACGAGAUGAUUAGGGAAGUUUCAAGCGACAUACAAAUGUAUGACCAAAUGAUUGAGGACGGAGACUUCAUAACAAAUAAGGAAAUUAGAUAUUUCCGAUAUUUGAUCAGAAAAGAAAAGAAUAAAGUAUUAAAGACAGCUGACGUAAUAUUAUGCACAUGUACUGCAUCUGGAAUGGCAAUUUUACAGAAUUUAAAUAUUAAACAAGUCAUUAUCGAUGAAUGUGGAAUGUGUACUGAUUCCGAUUGCCUUAUCCCUUUGACGAAUUUGAAACCGAAAAAAAUUAUAUGUAUUGGCGAUCAUCAACAAUUGCAACCAGUAGUGUUUUCAAAAGAUUGUGUUAGAGAAACACUUCACAAUACCGCAUUUGAGUAUUAUUCAAAACAAAAUGGAGUUACUGUCUUGAAUCGCCAGUAUAGAAUGCACUAUGACAUUUGUGAUUUUCCGUCGAAAACUUUUUAUGACUCUAAAUUGAUUUGCGGAACUCUAGAACAGUAUUUACCAUCAAAAUUGCUUUCGUUUUGGGAUAAUAAUUCAAGGCCAAAGGUAUUCUUAGACAUCGUUGGAAUAGAGAAAAGGAAUUUGCGUAAUGGAUCUUUUUACAAUAAAAUAGAAGCUAAUCUCGUUGUUCAACUGCUGAAUUUAUUAAUUUAUAGAGAAAGAGUAAAAGGUCGAGAUAUCAUGGUUUUAACUUAUUACAGAGCUCAAGUUGUGGAAAUUCAAAAUGCUAUAAGGCAAUCCCGUAUUGUUCAUAAUUUUAACCCAAAGAAUGUGCAGACCAUCAUUACGUCUCAGGGUAGCGAAUGGAAGUACGUGAUUAUUUCAUGCGUUAGAUCUGUCGAAGGCAAUGAAUAUCCAGACGAACCAAGUGAAGAGUGGAGAAGAAGACACAUUGGAUUUCUUGACGAUUAUCAUCAGCAGAACGUUUGCAUAACUCGAGCCAAAGAUGGUUUAAUAAUAAUAGGCGAUGCUAGUACAUUAAACUGCUGUGAUACUUGGAGAAAACUAAUUUCUGAUUAUACGGAAACAUUUUGUUUUGAGGAUGCAGCUAAUUUUAAUUGA